AUGCAGUUGGCCGACAGAUAUUAUUGGUUCGUUUUUUUUUUGAAACUCUAGGAGCACGCUACGAGUUUUUGAGUUUUCCAGCGCCGGGAGAAUCUAGAAAAACCUAUUGGAAUCAUAGAACAUCUUUUAAAUUUGUUCACUGUUUCAACCUUCUUCUUAAAGUGUUCCUCCUUUUCCGCAAAUUGUUCUGAUGGUGUGAUAUCAAGUUGUUGAGUAAUUCUUUAUCACUUUUUUCGCGAAACCGUAAUACUUUCUGGCCAUCCGAGACAGACCGAUAAUAUCCACACACACACACUUUCACUCCGUCCUUUCCCUUUCUUUUCCCCCGAAAUCUCGCAAGUUCUGCAGGCUCGUUCUCGUCGUUCUCUCGCUUCUCCUGCUCACCUCCGCCCACGCAUUUCCGAGCGGCGGGACCGAAGUGCAAACGGAGCCCCAAGGUUCGGAAUUCCACGCGCACCACCAUCAUCACAAGGUUUGUCGUCGAAAAAAAGCGUGGGUGUUUGCUCCGGUUUAUACAAAUUUCUCGCAUUUUCUCUGAUAUCACAAGAUCUGGCCGCCCCCGAAAACUUGAUGACGUGGACCGGGAAAACAAAAGAUAUCGUCGAUUUCGGCUUUCUUCUUCGCGAGAAACUUCCUUUUCGCUUUCUCGAUUCUUCGGAUGCGUUCAAAACGAAACGCCGCGAGUUCCGGGUCAAAAAACGGGGUUUCGGCUUCGAAAAAAGUGGUUUCUAGGCAAUGGAUCGGGCAAAAGUUAGGCCACGAAGGUUUUUGAACGUUUCUGGUCGGUUCGGAACGAGCUGAGGCCAUGAAAAAGUUGAAAAAGUUGACUGAAUCGCAUUUUGCAGCAUCACAUCCGUCACAAGCAUCGUCGUCGAAGUCUGACUUCAGAAGAGGAGACGAAGACGCAGAGGAACAAGCAGAUCAUGCUCACAAAACCCUAUUGGCCGUGGCCUUAA
This is a messenger RNA of Caenorhabditis sp. 36 PRJEB53466, 956 nucleotides long. The record is from the annotation of a GenBank genome assembly. Lineage: Eukaryota; Metazoa; Nematoda; Chromadorea; Rhabditida; Rhabditidae.